This is a messenger RNA of Orbicella faveolata, 1723 nucleotides long. RefSeq names its product FUN14 domain-containing protein 1B-like. Gene Ontology annotation, biological process: autophagy of mitochondrion. Lineage: Eukaryota; Metazoa; Cnidaria; Anthozoa; Scleractinia; Merulinidae. Gene Ontology annotation, cellular component: mitochondrial outer membrane. The record is from RefSeq and is a predicted model, not a curated record.
AUGUCAAAUGAGAUGCUCAAGCACUCUGAAUACAACCUUACUUGCUCUUACUCAAAUAUUGGAUUGUAUCUGUUUUUUUACUCAUUUCUAGGCGGACAAGAAGACGAUGACAGCGAUGUUUAUGAAAUAAUUGAGACUCCAGGUUCAAGAACUUUAGUUGAACAGCUCAUUGCCAUGGAUUUGGCUGAUAGGCCGGUUGUUCAACAAAUUAGUAUUGGGGGAAUGUCGGGCUGGUUUGCUGCAUAUGUGUGUAAGAGAGUUGGCAAGCUCACCCUGUCGGCUAUUGGAGGAGGAAUACUUGUGCUUCAGAUUGCUCACAGAGCAGGCUACAUCAACAUCAACUGGAAAAGAAUGGAAAAGGAUAUGGAUAAAGUUGCCAAAAAAGUUGAAAAGCAAGUCAAGAAGAUAAAGAAGAAUGAGAAAGAUGUUGAGAAAGGGAUUAUUGCACUAGCAAACAAGGGCUAUUUAUAUGCCAGACGAAAUGCUGCAGCUGUUUCAGGAUUUGCAGGUGGAUUUCUUCUUGGUUUGGCAUUUUGAGUAAAAUGUCAAAUGAGAUGCUCAAACACUCUGAAUACAACCUUGUUUAAUCACAGCUUAAAUUAUUUGCAUGACAUCCGGGGUUCCAGAUAAGUUUUCAAGACAGGGUGUCAAUAAGGAAUUCCAACGGGUCAAUUCCCACUGCUUCCACCUAAUCAUUAGACCCAACAAAUUAAUAAAAAAUAAAUUAUAUAUUUUUUAUUUAUUUAUUGGGUCAUGUAGCUGACCUUGGGUUUUUGACCUGAGACCCCUCACUUAUCUGGAACACUGCAGAACAUCAUGCUUUUUAUAACUAAUCACCUAAACAAUCCUAAGAAUUCCUUUUCUGGUAACAUGUAUAGUGAUCCAAGCAUACAUUUCAGUGAACUUUUAACCUUAAGAAACAUCUGUACCCUGUUCCCCAACAGGUUUUACGGUUUGGCAUCUUCUCAGAACUGAGCCUACAAAAUUUCAAUUGAGCUUCUCAAACUCAUGAAUAAUUCAUCAAGCUUAAACAAAGGAAAUCAUGACUGUGGUGGUAUUUGGAUAUCUGAUCUUAAUUAGCAUAGAGUUUAUGAUUUUAUUUCUCCAUUCUCUCCUUAGUUUUAGUUCGAUUGAGAAGAUAUAUCAAACACUCAAGACCAUGUUUGAUCACAUUUGCAAACACCUCAAAGCUUGCCAAAAAUACUCCGCUGAGCUGUCAUGUUUUCAACUCUCUUCUUGGUGUUUGGAACUGUGGUCAAACACAGUAUUUUGUGCUUCAUGUAUUACUUCCUACUUUCCUAAAAGAAAAAAAUUGGCUUUUACUUGCCUCAGUCCCUGGAAAGGCAACAAUAUUUUUUGGAACCAUGGAAUCACAAAUUAGGAUAGCGCAUACUCCUCAAUGAAAGACUAUCAAAUAAAGUGAUUGAAGAAGUGUCACAUUAGACUUUGAGCAGCCCCUCAUUUUUCCUAGCCCUCGGGCAUGACAAGAAAAAAGCAUAACAGCAAAACUGGCUGUGGAUGUGAAGUUUGAAUAAUUAAUUAAACUUACUGUAGCAUGCUUCAGGCAGCUCAUCCCACGUUAACUGGGUGAAAGCUGUGUAUAAGUAAGAAUCCAUGUUGUACUUGCUGUAAAUCAUUUAUUUUUAUAUCACUAGUUCAAAGCUUACAAUCCAUCAAAUGCAUAAUGCAGUAUCAAUAAAUUAUUGGAAUUAUGACAGCAAUA